CGGCGAGAGCCCGGCCCCCUGUGGGCGGCUCCUCCUCCAGCCGGCCCGGUGCAGCGCCGCAGCGGAGCCGGUCGCUACCAUGCCUUACCAGGAGCAGGUCCGCUCGCUGGCGGACACCGUGCAGCUCUACCGGAAGGACCCGAGCGGCUGGCGGAGCUGUAGGCGCACGAAUGAAGUUUCAAUUUAUUGGAGACCAUCAACUGAGUUUUCUGGCAACAUAUACAAAGGAGAUGGAAUUGUCUCUGCGAGUCCUGAGGCUGUCUGGGAGUGCUUAAAACCAGAAGCUGGUGGACUUAGAACAAAGUGGGACCAAAAUGUGAAGGACUUUGAGCUGAUUGAAACUAUUAGUGAUACUAUCUCUAUAUGCAGAACUCUUACCCCAUCAGCCUUCAUGAAGAUUAUUUCUCCUAGAGAUUUUGUAGAUGUGGUGCUAAUUAAGCAGUAUGAAGAUGGGACUAUAGCAUCUGCUGCAACCAAUGUGGAACAUGCACUCUGUCCUCCCCAACCAAGAUAUGUGAGAGGGUUUAAUUAUCCCUGUGGUUGUUUCUGUAUACCUGUUCCAGGGGAACCAGACAAGACCCAAGUCCUCACUUUCUUUCAGACGGAUCUUGGUGGCUAUCUUCCCCAGACUGUAGUGGACUCAUUCUUUCCGAGCAGCAUGGCUGGAUUUUACAGCAAUCUGACCAAAGCGGUAAAGACAGUGAAAACUUGAGAGGCAUUUUCUCAAAGGAAAUCCGAGUCUCAUUGCUGGGACUUAGAAGGGAGGGUAAGAAAGGCUAUUAUUGCUGGCAUAACAGAUUAGAUUAAGAUAAAAAUGGAAGAAAUGAUGGGAUCAGAAACCAACCUACAAUGCCUUUCUAACAAUAUAGAUAUGUAGGAAAGUUGAAGUGGGAACAAAGUCGCAAAGUCCAUUUUUAAUAUAGGAUUUACUAUUUUUGAACCUGCCUUUCUGUUUAAAAAUGCACUACCUUGUCAUACUGUAUUUUUGUAACUAUUAAAAUAAGUGACAUUAUUUCAGCAACUAACAGUAUUCUAGAGGAAGUUCUGCUGCCCCCUCCUGGAGCAAAAGCCACACUUCAGGUCUGUUUAUGAUCAUACUUCAUCAGUGUAAACCAGGUUACUCCUGAGGGAAUUCUGCGCCAAAAAAUUAAAAAUUCUAAAAAUUUAUGCACACACUAUUUUAAAAUUCUGCAAGUUUUAUUUGUCAAACAAAUGUGGAGGCUCCAGCAUGACCGUGAGGAGCACAGACCACUGGCUGCACAGCCUCCCUCCCGCAUCUCAGGACACUACCUCGGUGGUAAGGUUGCACUCAACCCUGACACAGCAUCAGGGCUGGGCCUGCCUCAGAAACACCCCAGGGCCCUGAUCCUCUGUGCCAGAUGCACCAGGUGUGGGGCAGGCAGACUCAACCAGGCAGGAUCUAAGUGUGGAGGGGCUUGGUGUGGGGUGAGAAGGUUCUGUAUUGAGCAAUCUGGGUGCAGACUGAUCAGUGAGGGGUCUGGGUGGGUGGAAUCUGGAUGCAGAGGCUCUUGGGGGAGGGGGGGG
Trachemys scripta elegans is the source of this 1545-nucleotide messenger RNA. RefSeq names its product StAR related lipid transfer domain containing 5 (gene STARD5). NCBI's taxonomy places the organism in Eukaryota, Metazoa, Chordata, Testudines, Emydidae. The transcript is spliced from 6 exons. Gene Ontology annotation, molecular function: lipid binding. The record is from RefSeq and is a predicted model, not a curated record. Bases 80 to 712 code for a protein of 210 amino acids.